GAGUAUCGAGCUGCAGCACGAUGUAUUCAUUUCGGCUUCUGUUUCUCUUGUUGGCUUUCAAGGUGACUUCGAUUAAAGGAUUCUCACCUAACAUAAAGGAUCUACCUGACAUCAAUGCAACCGUUGGUGACAAUGUUACUUUCAAAUUCACUGACGAUGUGCAAAUGUCGAUCAACUCCUGUCAGUUCGGCCUUGAAGCAAAUCCACCAGGAACCAAACCGGGCACCGUGCUUAAUGAAGUGAUGUACAACACUACGACGAGAAAGUUUUACGUCGUGAGAAAUGCUGAUAGCAGAGUAACGUGGGCUGGAUUACGAAUAGUGAAAGCAUGGUUCAAUAUAAAUAAUGUGAAAAUGAGCGAUGCUGGCACCUAUAGAGUAUGGUGCAAUUUUACUGGUGGUGAAGACAAUGCAAAGGCGGUUCUUCGUUUUAACGAAGUCCCUACCACACCUCCUGCAAGCACUACAACUUCUGCUGCUGCCACAAACAGUACAACAGCUACUGCUGCUGCUGCUGCUGCCACAAACAGUACAACAGCUACUCAAGGGAAAACCAAUCCAACCACAGCUGGUGCUGCAAAGGCAGACGGAACAAAGCAUUUUCCUUUGAUGGUGCCCAUGCUACUUUUUUUUCUCAACAUUUGAUACGUUCAUAACAGUAAUUGCACAACACUGUAAACAUGGMCUGGUAAACUCAACCAAUGGAGUAGGCCUUUCUAUUAAUUCUUCACUUAGUGCAAAAUCCGGCAAACUGGAUGCAAUUAGUUAAUGCACAUAUGGUUGUAAACAGAAUUCUAAAUAAAGGACUUGACUUUGUACAAUAUAA
Molecule: messenger RNA, 825 nt
Organism: Exaiptasia diaphana
Lineage: Eukaryota; Metazoa; Cnidaria; Anthozoa; Actiniaria; Aiptasiidae
Source: RefSeq, a predicted model, not a curated record